AUGUCAUUACGUGAAGCAUUCCAUUAUUUACGUGCUCGUCGGCAUAUCAUUGGACCAAAUUUUGGUUUUAUUAAACAAUUAAUUGCUUAUGAAAGAGCUUUAUUUGGUUAUGCAUCCGUUUCAUUUGUGAAUACAUCAUUUGGUUCUGUACCUGAUAUUUAUUUAUCAAUGCCAACAUCACGUCCACUUCGACAACCAACAAGAACAACAAUAUCAAAUCAAACAACAAAUAAUAAUACAUUAGGUAGAACAUUAUCACCAUCAAAAGGAACAAUAAGUAAUUCUUCACCAGUACGUUCAUCUUUUUUGUAUUCAUCAUCUCCAACAUUCUCAUUACCACCACGUCAAAAUUCACUUGUUACACGUUCAACAACAGGUACAUUACCUCCACGAUCAACAACAACAUUAUCUAGUUAUACAAAUACUUACAAUCAUGCUGCUAAUAGUAGUCAUAAUCGUCCGGUGAGUUCAUCUGUAUAUCAAAAUCCUACAUCAACAAUAGGAAAUAAUCAUAUAACAAAUUCUUCAAUAAAUCGGCAACAACCUGAAUUAUCACGUAUAAAUUCUACAUCAACAAGACCAUUUGAAUUAACUCGUGAACUUAUCAUUCCAUCUAAAUUUAAUACAUAUCGAACAGUCAAAUAUGUUCCAUCAUCUUAUAAUCGUUAUCAUCUUCAAUAG
This is a messenger RNA of Rotaria sp. Silwood2, 681 nucleotides long. NCBI's taxonomy places the organism in Eukaryota, Metazoa, Rotifera, Eurotatoria, Philodinida, Philodinidae. The record is from the annotation of a GenBank genome assembly.